AUGGAACAGCCUGAUCUCUCUGCAAACACUGUGAUUGAUCAACCUCGAGCUCUCACUGAUAAAACAACCCUAAUCCGUGACGCGGGUCCUUCCAAAUUCCAGGUGAUUGCAGACUUUGAUGGGACUUUAACGAGAUACCGAGUCAAUGGACUUCGAGGCCAGAGCAGUCAUGGCAUCUUGCAGCAAGGAAACGCAGAUUUCGAUGCUAAGAGGGAAGCAUUGUAUGAACACUAUCAUCCUCUUGAGUUCUCUCCUGUCAUUCCCCUUGAAGAAAAAACCAUACUCAUGGAAGAAUGGUGGAGUAAAACUCAUGAUCUUCUAAUUGAGGGAGGUUUAACAUAUGAUGCUAUCAAGGAUUCUGUUUCUAAUUCUUCCAUAGCUUUUAGAGAUGGUGUGGCUGAACUGUUUGAGUUUUUGGAGGAAAAGGAGAUCCCAGUUUUGAUUUUUUCAGCAGGACUUGAUGAUGUUAUUGAAGAGGUUUUGAGGCAGAAACUUCAUAGAACAUUCAAGAAUGUAAAGAUUGUGUCCAACAGGAUGGUGUUUGAUAAUGAUGGACGACUUGUGUCUUUUAAAGGAAAGCUGAUUCAUGUGCUGAACAAGAACGAACACGCUUUAGACAUGGCUGCUCCACUUCACGACCGACUUGGUGCUGACAACGGUGAGAAGGUUGAAGAGAAUGCGUACGUGAAACAAAGAACAAACGUUUUGCUUCUUGGAGAUCAUAUGGGGGAUCUUAGGAUGUCUGAUGGUUUGAACUACGAGACUCGGAUAUCUAUUGGAUUUCUGAAUGAUAACAUUGAAAAGAGUCUUGAAAGCUACCGCAAGGCCUUUGAUAUCGUUUAUCUUAAUGAUGCACCUAUGUGGGGAGCUCUGGAGCUUGUUUCUCAGUUUUUUCCAACAGAAGAAAGUUAA
Messenger RNA from Eruca vesicaria subsp. sativa (arugula), 912 nucleotides. NCBI's taxonomy places the organism in Eukaryota, Viridiplantae, Streptophyta, Magnoliopsida, Brassicales, Brassicaceae. The record is from the annotation of a GenBank genome assembly.